This is a messenger RNA of Kluyveromyces lactis, 576 nucleotides long. It is a transcript of the gene RPL9A, whose product is annotated as 60S ribosomal protein uL6. Gene Ontology annotation, molecular function: rRNA binding; structural constituent of ribosome. The coding region runs from base 1 to 576 and encodes 191 amino acids. The transcript has a single exon. Gene Ontology annotation, biological process: cytoplasmic translation. Lineage: Eukaryota; Fungi; Ascomycota; Saccharomycetes; Saccharomycetales; Saccharomycetaceae. Gene Ontology annotation, cellular component: cytosolic large ribosomal subunit; ribosome. The record is from RefSeq and is a predicted model, not a curated record.
AUGAAGUACAUUCAAACUGACCAAGUCCUAGAUGUCCCAGAAGGUGUUACCGUCCAAAUCAGAUCCAGAAACAUCAAGGUUACUGGUCCAAGAGGUGUUUUGACUAAGAACUUGAAGCACAUCGAUGUUACCUUCACCAAGGUCUCUAACAGACAAAUCAAGAUCACCGUUCACAACGGUGACAGAAAGCACGUUGCUGCUUUGAGAACUGUCAAGUCUUUGAUUUCCAACUUGAUCACUGGUGUUACCAAGGGUUACAAGUACAAGUUGAGAUACGUUUACGCGCAUUUCCCAAUCAACGUUAACGUCAUUGAAAAGGACGGUGCUAAGUUCAUCGAAAUCAGAAACUUCUUGGGUGACAAGAAGGUCAGAGAAGUUCCAGUCAGAGAUGGUGUUUCUGUUGACUUCUCCACCAACCAAAAGGACGAAAUUGUCUUGUCUGGUAACUCCGUCGAAAACGUUUCCCAAAACGCUGCUGACAUCCAACAAAUCUGUCGUGUCAGAAACAAGGAUAUCCGUAAGUUCUUGGAUGGUAUCUACGUUUCCGAAAAGGGUCUAAUCGAGGAAGAAGAAUAA